Exserohilum turcica Et28A is the source of this 982-nucleotide messenger RNA. RefSeq lists its product as uncharacterized. The coding region runs from base 156 to 770 and encodes 204 amino acids. Gene Ontology annotation, biological process: endoplasmic reticulum to Golgi vesicle-mediated transport. The record is from RefSeq and is a predicted model, not a curated record. Lineage: Eukaryota; Fungi; Ascomycota; Dothideomycetes; Pleosporales; Pleosporaceae. The transcript has 2 exons.
CGACUUAGCGACGUUGCGCCUGCGAAUAAGUACAGAUACUACGGCUUGAAUUGAAAGAGAAAAGAGGAAAGAAAGAAAGAAAGAAAGACAGACAGAAGAGGGUACAAGCAAGGGCAGCGCAGCGGACAACACAGCAGCGCAGCGAAACAGGCACAAUGUCGAACCGCUUCGGGCGCCAAGACGCGCGCGACGACCUCUUCUCCUCGUACAACCGCAGCGCCUCGCCCUCGAAAUCAAAAAACAAAGCCCGCGCAUCGCCCUACAACGGUAGUAGCUCUGGUGGUGCAAGCUAUGGCUACGGUAUCCCCUCGUCGUCUUCGUCUCCCAAUGGUAGUGCGGCGUUCGGCGCGUAUCCUACCGGAAAUAGUAAUGGCAGUUUGUAUCCGGGGGGAAGCAGUAGAGGGCCGUAUGGUGGCGCUGGAUUGGGCGAUGGCGAUGCUAUGUAUCGAUCUGCGACGCUGAAUUCGCGUGGCCAGUACUCGGCGGCGGUGCUGGAUGAGUUGGAGAGUCAGACGGAUGAGCAUGUGGGUGUGUUGACGAGUAAAGUUAAGAUGUUGAAGGAUUUAACCCAUCUCAUCGGCGACGAAAUCCGCGACUCAACCACGCUCGCCGAGAAAAUGAACGACCAGUUUGAAACUUCCAGACUCAAAAUUAAAGGUACCAUGACGCGUAUGCUGCGCAUGGCGGAGAAAACGGGCGUCGGGUGGAAGGCUUGGUUGGGCUUUUUUGCCGCCGUCGUGUUGCUGUUUUGGUGGGUGUGGUUGGGUUGAUCCCAUUUGUAUGAGUUGGGUUGCGUUGCGUUGCGUUGGUAAGAGGGUGAAGACGAUAUGAAAUGGGAUAUGGCAUAUGGAGCAUGAUGGAUAUGGGGUAUGGGUAAUGCGGGGAUUCCGGCUACAUUUGGGUUGCGGCAUCUGGAUGAUGGUGCUGCUGUAAGCGCAUAUCAAGCGCCAUGUAUAUGGCACUGCGCUGCGUUGGGUGGGGG